GAGUAAAAACUUUUUUUUUCUUUUCCUCCAUCUCUUCUCUCUCUUCGGCGUGGAAACAUCUCUGUGUCUUCACCUUGCUGCCCCGUGCCAUGCUGCCACUGCUCCCUCUCCUCUUUCCCUAGCUACUUCCUCUGUCUCGAUCUCUUGCCUACCGAAUCCUACUAUCUCUUUCUCUCUCCUCCCAUCCCGUCGCCUGUAGCUCACACGAGCCGCCGCCUCUGCCUCGCGCGUGCGCACGGGCGUCUCCCCGGCGAGCCAACAAGGGAGGAGUCGAGGAGGAGGAUUACGUAAGAGGGCGCGCGCGCUAGGCCGGACCAGGCCGGCCGAGCGGAUGGCAUGAGCCGUCGGCGGCCCGGAUGGUCCCGGCUCGGAACCUGCAGCUCCUCCGCGACGCGCAUGGCACGCCCUUCGGCGCCGCGGGCCUUGGCGUGACCACGGCGCCGAGCCACAUGGCCCAGGAGCCCAUCGACAGGCACCAGGAGCCGUCCAAGCCCCCGCCACCGCCGCCGCAGGAGAGGCAGGCGGACCAGGAGGAGCGUCACGGGAAGGCCGAGGCGCUGCCGCUCCAGCUCGCUGGCCAUCAGGAAGCUGCCGGCACCAGCGGUAGCAGCAGCGGCGGGAGCAGCGGCAACGGGGACUGGCUCCGGCUCGGCCUCGCCCCAGCGUCCCCCGGCGCUGGCGCGGGCUCGCAGGCAGGCAUCUUCGCAGACCGCGCGGGGCCGCUGCUGUCGCAACCGCGGACGGAGGUGCUGCCGCGCAUGGGCAUGCCGCCCGGGUCCUUUCUGCGCCAGGCCGUGCCCGGCAUUCCGCAGGCGUCAAUAACCCUGCCUGCCCCGCGCGCUAGGUUGCCCUGGUUGCCGCCGUGGAGCGCCGCAGCGGCCCCACCGUCGUCGCUGCUUCCUUUCGCGCACCGCGCGUUCUACACGUUCGGCGCCGGCGCCGGCGCCGGCUCGUCCGGACUCGAUACGAUCAGGGUCGUCCUGCCGCCGGCGGCCGUCGCCGCGGCCGCCAGCGUCUGGUUCGUGCUCCAGGCCGCGCCGCGCCAAGGGAGGGAGCCAUUCUUGCCUCAGAUUCCAAGAAGCUACUUACGGAUCAAGGAUGGGAGGGUGACAAUCAGGUUGUUGAUCAAGUACCUGGUUAGCAAGCUUGGAUUGGAAGAUGAAUCAGAGGUGGAGAUCACGUGCCGAGGGCGACCGCUCCUCCCGUUCCAGACCCUGCAGCAUGUCCGGGACAGCAUCUGGUGCGCUGGGGACGCCGUCUCGCCGUCGGUGGCUCCGGACAUGUCAGCCGCUAACCACCUCAUGAUUUUGCAGUAUGGCAGAAGACCGUGGUAGAGAGACAACCAACCCCGCUCUGAUGACACUCACAGAAAUGUAGAUUCUACCCCUCUUAAAUCGUUUGCCGGCACGGCUGUGACCGUACCGACAAUAGGCGGCAUGACGGACGACAAGUUCCCGACCGCCUGCGCUCAAUCGACUGCUGCUGCUGAUCAGCUGAAGAACCACAGAAGGAAAGGUGUGGAGUUUUUUUCCCCUGACGAUCGGCAUGGUAGUUUAUCAGCGCGCCGGAGGCUUUUUCUUGGCCUCCCCUUUUGUUUUCUCCACUCAAUUGUGGGAGAGAACAGCUUGGAAGUUGCCUGACAGGAUUAGAUGAGUCUGACAAGGAGCAUUUCAUUGAGUAGUGACUUCCAAGCCAUUUUGGCCUUCAGUUCACCUGAUUCACUAAUUUCAGAGCUCAGCUGUUACAUUUUGUUCUCUGCUUGCUUCUGUUCUUUGUGAUGGAAGCAGCCAAUCUUCCCCUUACUAAAGACCUAAAUUUGGCAUCUCACUAAGAAUUAUAUUUGUUCAUGAUUUAUGAGCAUGGAAAAAGCUCUACUUUUUGGUUCA
Molecule: messenger RNA, 1886 nt
Organism: Phragmites australis (common reed)
Lineage: Eukaryota; Viridiplantae; Streptophyta; Magnoliopsida; Poales; Poaceae
Product: protein LAX PANICLE 2-like
Exons: 4
Coding region: 357-1334 (325 amino acids)
Biological process (GO): multicellular organism development
Source: RefSeq, a predicted model, not a curated record